Molecule: messenger RNA, 950 nt
Organism: Caenorhabditis elegans
Lineage: Eukaryota; Metazoa; Nematoda; Chromadorea; Rhabditida; Rhabditidae
Gene: F10A3.17
Product: DUF38 domain-containing protein
Exons: 2
Coding region: 12-779 (255 amino acids)
Source: RefSeq, marked reviewed
AAAAUUGACAAAUGCAUCUAAAAUUGAAUAUAUCAAAUGUUCAAUCGAAUUUAACAUACAAUGACAUCGAAACAGAGUACCAGCCUAUCGAUAAUGGGAGCAUUGUUACAUGUGGGAAAGAUUCUACAAUAAUAAAAGACAAAAGUCAUGCAGAAUUAUCAAUUAAUGAAUUUGCUGAGAAAAUUCAAGAUUCCACAGUCAAGCUGGAAUCAGUGGAGAUAAAUAUUUGCAACAACGUCAAAAAGCAAAAUCGAAGGGACAUUUUUAACUCUCUACUGAAAGUUUUUCAAGCAAAGAGCUCAAAGUUGCACGUGUCAAAAUGCAUACUGGGUGACUUGUUCGCACAAGAAAUUCUAUUGCUUCUCCCAUUUUUUCAAGCUGGAGAGUUCGAAACUAUUGAAUUGUCAAACAACGAAUCAAUGGUUGGUCAGUUGAAUGAAAUUUCCAAGUUGGAGCAAUGGAAGAAGGCCAAGAUUUUGAACGCAGCUAACGGGAAAUUUGAAAUCCCAAUUGAAAACUUGUUCCACUUCGAGAAGUUCACAAUCAGCUUGACGUCUUUUUCAAAGGAGGAUUCAAAGAAAAUUAAAGACAGACUCUACGAAAUGGAACAUUUUGGAGAUGGAUGCUUCAUUUUUCCAAAGACCAACAUUAUCGAGAUUGCGAGAGUCUUUGAUUCAAAUUUUUAUCUCGGGGAAAGUGCAUUGUUUGAUUGUGAAGUCAAUUAUAAAUGCUUCAUUGUUGAAAUUACAGAGAGGUUUUUCAAAAUUCGAAAGGGCUAACAAUUUUUAUUUUUAUUUUGUUCCAUUGAUUAUUGCCAUUUUUUUAUGUCGGAAUUUCAUUUAGUUUCUUUUUUGAUAAAUUAUAUAGGUAAUUGGUAACUUGAUUCAUUCCAUCUGUAUGUAUUCCAAUUGUAUUGUCUCAUUUUCCAUUGUGAAUAAAAAAGUUAUAAU